Molecule: messenger RNA, 10513 nt
Organism: Globicephala melas (long-finned pilot whale)
Lineage: Eukaryota; Metazoa; Chordata; Mammalia; Artiodactyla; Delphinidae
Gene: PTAR1
Product: protein prenyltransferase alpha subunit repeat containing 1
Biological process (GO): protein prenylation
Cellular component (GO): cytoplasm
Molecular function (GO): protein prenyltransferase activity
Source: RefSeq, a predicted model, not a curated record
UCUCCCGGAGGCGCUCCCGAGCCGCCGCGGACGCCGCCAACAUGGCCGAGACGAGCGAGGAGGUGGCGGUGCUGGUGCAGCGGGUGGUGAAGGACAUCACCAACGCCUUCAGGAGGAACCCGCACAUAGAUGAAAUUGGCCUGAUCCCAUGUCCUGAAGCUAGGUAUAAUCGGAGUCCCAUAGUCCUGGUUGAAAACAAACUUGGCGUGGAGAGCUGGUGUGUCAAGUUCCUUUUACCGUAUGUCCACAACAAACUCCUUUUGUACAGAACAAGAAAGCAGUGGCUGAACAAAGAUGAAUUGAUAGAUGUCACAUGCACCCUGCUACUUCUAAACCCAGACUUUACCACUGCGUGGAACGUGAGAAAAGAGCUGAUCCUCUCUGGCACUUUAAAUCCAAUUAAGGACUUACAUCUGGGAAAACUGGCCUUAACUAAGUUUCCAAAGAGUCCAGAAACAUGGAUUCACAGGCGAUGGGUGCUACAACAGCUAAUUCAGGAAACCUCCUUGCCUUCCUUUGUGACCAAAGGAAACUUGGGAAUAAUUCCUGCAGAAAGGACACAGCAACUAAUACGAGAAGAGAUGGAGGUCUGUGGUGAAGCAGCAGGGAGAUACCCAAGCAACUAUAAUGCCUGGUCCCAUCGCAUCUGGGUUUUACAGCACCUGGCCAAGCUAGAUGUCAAGAUUCUUCUUGAUGAACUAUCUUCUACUAAACACUGGGCGUCCAUGCAUGUUUCAGACCACAGUGGAUUUCACUACCGCCAGUUUUUAUUAAAGUCUUUGGUUAGCCAAACUGUGACAGAUGGUUCUGUAUUGGAGCAAAAUACGUUGAGAAGUGAGCCAGCUAUAGUUCUUCCAAAAGAUGAAGAAGCAGUGGCUUCAGCAGAGGAAUCAAGGAUAAAUCUUCCCCAUCUUCUAGAAGAAGAAGUUGAAUUCAGCACUGAUCUUAUUGAUUCCUACCCAGGACAUGAAACCCUUUGGUGUCAUAGGCGGCAUGUUUUCUACCUUCAGCAUCACUUAAAUGGUAGGUUUCCUCACAGCGUGGUCCAGUUGUCACCUGCAGACAACCCAGGGGGGACUUUGAGUGACUUGCACCUCAUCCCAGCAGGACCGCAUACAUCUCAGGCAAUGGAGGUGGAUGGACUCAGUGACUCUAGCAAGCAAGGCUAUUCCCAGGAAACCAAACGCCUGAAGCGGACCCCUGCUCCAGACUCCCUGGACCUGGAAAUGGAGCACAGGUUCAUCGAUCAAGUAUUGUCCACCUGUCGGAACGUGGAGCAGGCCAGGUUUGCCAAUGCAUACAGGAAAUGGCUGGUUACAUUGAGUCAAUGAAAGAGGUGGAUUAGUCCUGCAAGGUUCCCCUUUUAGUGCAAUAUUGCUUUCCUUUCUUAUUUACAUAGUUGCAUGAACUGUUUGCUAUUAUUGUCUAACUAUAUGUGCUUCAUCUUUAGGUUAAAAGUCCAUAGUAAAUCUUUCAUUUUAUUUAUUUUGUUAAGAACUGGCAUUCCUUUGGGGAUAAAAUAAUUGUGUAGUUCCUUCCUGCUGAACAGUGAGUCUUAAUUUUUUUCUUUUAAACUUCUCAUCCUUUAUAUUCCUGUACUUGAGGCUUUUCUCAUUUGGUUCUCCAGAUUGGUUCACAUACACCUCAACCCACCUCAGUGUGGUUGCUGCAUAGGCUAGUUUUUUUUUUUUUUAAAUUAAAAAUGUAUGUUGUAGUUUAGCUUAAGAACAAUACAAAUUCAAAAUUACUUGAUCUAAUUGUUGUUUUGAGAAUCAAAUGGCCAGAUGGAUGGAUGUGUGAAAAUACACACCAUUUCUCUUUCUCUAGUAUGUUCUACUCAAGUCAUAGACCAACAUAACCAAAGUCAGAAGUAUUGGAAUUUAUAUGAACAACAUGCUUCCAAUAUAGUCCAUUUUAAAAAUGGUUAUUUUUAAAAAAAAUAAUUUUAAGAGUUUAUGUAAUUGUAGUAGAAAAUUAUUUUUACUACUAGCUUUGAUAGGUUGUUUUUACCUCAAUUAAAAUCAAUUUUAAAAAAACCUAGAAUGCUGUUUUUAGUUAUUACUACUUACUUUCCUCCAGAUUCACCAUGAAAAAUGGGAAGCUUAUGCAUAGAAAUGUGUCCAUUAAAAAUCUUCCUUUUUAAAAUUUAAGUUAUUAAGGAUACACUGGAUAAACUAUAAAGUUUUUGUGAAGUGAUUAUUAAAAGUUUACUGGCAAAAGCCAGGGGGGAUGAAUAGUUUUGAAGGUUAGUUCUUCAGUCUUUAUUUUAAAAAAUAAAACAGUUUAAAAACUUUGAUACUAAAUUUAUCAGGGACAACGUACCAAAGUAUCCACCUUUUAGCUGUAUCUUAUUCUUUUCAAUAAUAAGGGCUGGGUUUUUUAGGUAGGUGAGGCAGGUGUGGGGAAAGUUCCAGGUAAUGUCUAAUGUCUUAAUAUGAAAGAAUGCUUUGCAUUUCUUCUUUCCACACACCUUUCUCUUUAUUUUCCCAUUCGAUUUUUUUGUCAUCUCCACUUUUGUAUAUUUUUCCUUAUCUGUUGUAUUUCAUGGAUGUGUACUAAACAUAAUCUCCUCUCUGUUUCCAGUUAAUUCCAUACCCCAUUAAACACACGCACACAUACACACACACACAAUAUGAAUAUGAACUGCCCCUCUAAAAGUUCCCCUAAUGAUGGAAGUUGUCUAUUAUCUUGUGUGUGUUUGAAAUGUAAUAGUGGCAGAAACAAGUGUGACCACUAUGCUUUGCCUGUUUUCCUCUUUAUUUGCUAGGUCACCUGUAGGGUGAGAAGACAGAUGUAGGGAAAAGCAGACCUCUCCUAUACCACUGUUACGGAGACUCUGGACUUGAGUGAGGAGCAUUUCUUUAAGGGAAAAGAAUAGGUCCUUUACUUGUAUGUCAUGAUUUUGUUGAGUGGCAAACUGUCAAGUGAGACUUAAGAACACCAAAAAAAUUGUCUAGACUGGUCCUUGUAGACAGAAGCUGCCUGUCCUUCUCUCUUAGGGCAAAAUUUACCCUUUUUUAGCUUUUUAUAGUAUUUAGGUGAGAAAAUGAUUGGCAUUAUGAGCAUAAAUCUAUGACCCUUUGUGUACAAAGCAUAUUUUGAUUCAAAUACCUCAAGGUCUACCUAGACCUCUAUGGAUAAAACUAUUAAUUUAUGAUUUUUAGCACCUGUGGGGCUUGGGGGGCAGACUACACACAGAUGACAUGGAAGAUUUAGCACAUUCCACUAAUAUAUGUUGCCAAAUUCUGGCCUCACUCAGUAUUACCAUUCUUCCAAGCAUCAUUUUAAGUAUCAUCAUUUUAAGUAUUAAGUAGUAGGGCUUCUUAUGCGUUGAUGUGAGAGUGUUGAGACAUGAAUACAGACAAUCCUCUGUGAAACAACAGCUAAAUUUGAUAAUGCUCCACAUCUUUUUAUACCUUCCACAGAGUCUCUUGCCCUUCUUUGAUGUUAACUGCCUUCAUGUGUUUUAAGUCUCUUAACCCACCCUUACAAGAAGCCAUGCAGUCCUUUAAUAUAUCUUGGUCUCCUGUCUUCCUAAUAGCUUUAAGUAGGGAGUAAAAAUACAAAUAUCCAAAGGAUACUGUUUAUAUCUGACUUUUGUGUGCUGCUUUAUUUCUAAAAUUUGCAGUUUUCAAGUGUUCAUUCACUGAAAAACCUAGUAUUGCCCUGGAUGGUUGUAUUUUUUCCCUAAAUGGUUCACAUCUAAACUCACUAGCUGUAGCAUGAUAUUAUCUCUUGGAAUGAAUGAGCUCAUGCAGUGGAAAGGAUGUGUCUAUUUUUAGGGACUCAUUAGUCUUCACUUAUUUUUCUAUAAAUAUGUCAUUGUUAAAGGAAAAGAUGAUUUAGAUUGACACAAAUGUCAUCCAUCUUUCACUGGAAGAAUUGUAGGCCAUCCUGUGGAUCAAGAAUACUACUGACAAGCAAAAAAGCAAUAAGAUCUGUAAAUAUCUCUACCACUACCCCUCCCCAACCUGACUUUUUUUUUUUUUUUAAGUGUACCUAUUUUGGUAACAUGGUGUUCCCAGAUUCUGUGUGCCUUGCACAUUGUAAGGACUCAUUAAAUAUUUAUUAAAUUUAUGAAUGAUUUAACUGAAGAUGAGAAAGAUCAAUCAUGAGUGAUACAUAGAGUGAGUUAUGAUUGAGAAAUUGAUGGAAUAGAGCAAUGGAUUGUGAAUGAAUGAUGUACUCUGCCUUCAUGAUACUUAGGGGGAGCUAUUGCAUAUAGAAUAAGUUAAUUUAGAUUUUUUUCCUGCAUUAAACUACUUUGUUUAUGCUUGUUAAAUCCCAGCCAAGAAAUGCAGCUGUAUAAUAUCAAUUAACUGUACUAUAAUGUAUAUUAAAAAUUCAUAGAAAAAUGAAGAACAUUUGCAAGAACACUACUUUCUAUUCACUUAUGAUGUUGGAGGACAGAUCUUGCCAAUAGAGCCAUAGCCACUCUUGGAGUAUCUGAGGAAACUGAUUUCAAAGACGUGUUGAUCUGUAUCUGUGCAUGAAUAGUCAUUUUAGACUCAAAACCCUUUCUUUUCUAGGUUUUAGCAUUUUAUUACCUCUUUGAAAACUCUGGGCCCAGACUUUUGAGUCAUAUCUCUUAUUCCUAUGGUACAAUUCUAAUUUAAAUUAAAGGCUUCAUUAUUUAUCGGAUUAAAUAUACAGGAGGUCACUCAAAGCCACUUAAGUCUUCAGAUAAGGGCUUAUGUAACACAAGAUGUGCAAACAAAAGUUCUUGGAUUUUCAUGUGGCAUUUUGUAGGAAAGCAUAUAUGGUGGUAGGCUGUGUCAUUUAGAUAUAUUCAGGUCAUGUGAAUUCAUGCUUGUUUAGACACAUACCUACAUGUGUGUAAAAACUUUUAAUAUUUUUGAGAACAAAUUGUCAGCCUAGUAUUUUUCUCUUAAUAGCACAAGAUGAUAUCUGACAUGAGGGCUAAAUAUAAUUUAGGAAUGCAACUACCACUUGCUAUGCAGCAAUCUCAUUUCUACCUUAGUUCCCCUGUAUUAGAGAAGAUGCUAAAUAUUUAGUUUAUCAAAGGAAGUAAGAAACACUUUUGUUUUUGCAAAAAGCUUUUGUGAGCUUAGUUAUUUUGUUACUAGAAAAUUAUAUUUUAAAACUUUAAAAUAUCUAAAGUAUGCUAGAAAAUUUGAGCAGCAUUGUAACAACUGAACUUUUUGUCUUCUAAGUAAAUUUCUCAAAUAGAACUGUGCAAACCCUAGCACUUUACGUGCUGCCGCCUCCCUGUACUUGAGUAUACUCUGUAAUGUGCUCCUUUUUAUUAGAGAAGUUCAUGGAGGCACAGGAAAGCAUAGGCAAAUUCAGUGUUAUAAAGGCAGUGAGCAGGAAGAAUCAACCCUGAGAAUUCUCCUUACCAUCACACAGUGUCUUUUAAAAAAUAACUGUAUAUACUGUGUUCAUUCGAGUGCCUUUCUUUUUGGGGGAGCAAGAUUAUAUUUAAGUCUAACAUUUAGGUAGAAAACAAAGGAUGAAAAUUUUAUUAAACAGUUGAUUGACUCAUUAUUUUAUUUAUUCCACUUGCUAGGCAUGGCCCAAUGGAAUAUUUUAUCCUUAAGUGAGUUACUGAUAAGAGCAGGAAGGAUGCUUUGGUUUGCAUGUCAUUAGUUAUCAUUUUUAAGCACCCUACCAGGAAGAAUUAGUUCUUUCUCAGUGACAACUAAUGUUUUUGGGGUUGGAGGCCUCACAUUUAGAGGACGGCAUAUGCAUAAAGAUCAGCCAAAAACCCUGUGCAGCCCAUGUUUAAAGGGAAACAGUGGCCCUCUGCCCUAAAAGAAGCGCCAUACAGUUGUCCUAAAUGAAUCCUUUGCCUUAUCUUAAGGACUUUAAAGAACCCCAUCCCAAAUUUAGUCCUACGUAAGAUAGUUGAGUGGGGGGAAAAAUGGAACCUUAAUCUUUUCAAAUAUUGGAGGAAAAGAGGCAAAUACUGAGAUGAAAUUUAAAAUGUGGCUUUUUAUGUAUUUGGGUAUGGAGAGGGGAGGGAUAGGAGUUCCAUAUUUCCAGAUAGCCAAUAAUUGUUAAUUGUAAUUUCAUUAAAAUAUAUAGCUUAAGAUGCCAAAGUGCUUUUCGGAGAACUGUCGAAUAAUGUAUUCCUAACGGACAGCAAUAGGUCAUGUUCAUAGUGGAAACAGAAAACUGUUGUGUCAGUUGUGGAUCUGGGGGGUAGGGACUUCAGGCUCCCAACUUUGACUUCUGUAUUCUCACUAGGCCAUGUUAACACUGUAAAACCAACCCUUUACUUAAAAAAAGAAAAAAAAAAAUAGAGAGCAGCAGCUUACUCUGCUGAUGAAAUCUUGUGCUUCCAAGAAUAUUAGCUAUAUAUAGCUUGUGCUUUCUGGACAAUAAUAUGGUCCACAAAGCUAACCCUGGCAUUUCUUUUUAUUAAUCUGUUAUUAUUUCUCAGGGUGUAGGAGAUUUAGUAAAUUUAGGAUAAAAUUUUAUAUUCAGUGGCCAAAAAAAGGCAAAAAUAUGCUAAGUAUAUUACUAGCUCUUAAAAUUUUAGUAUAGAUAGUAUUUUUUAUAAACUACUACCAGUGCAGUAGCUCUGUGACUGCCUCAUUGUUCAUCUCACUGCUUCAAUCCCUGUGGUUCUAUCAUGAAUGUUCUCUUACACGUGUCUUCUACGGAAAUGGCUUCUGUAUUGCAUUAUUUUCCAUGUUUUGCAGAGGUAGGAGUGCUUUAGUUGACAUCAAUCUCAGUUUUUAGAAAUUCUAUUGAGAAAGUGAUUACUGUUGGUUUUCAAACUGACAACUCUUUUGCUUCUUAAAACUUCAGUUUCCCUGAAAGAGUGCUUUGUGUCAGAUCUUGUACACGUUCCGUAUGUUGCAUAAAGCCUUGCACCUUGUAGGAAUUCAACAGGUCAGAAUUGUUAAAGGCUAGAAAGUUGAAACUAGCUUAUUUAUCUCUGUCUUAUCAUCGUUGUCCACAUUCUUAACUUCAGGAGAAAUACAGUAUUGUGCUGAAGAUACAUAAUCAGGUUCAAACAUACAAGGCAAAGAUAUACAGCUGUACAGCAUUGUAAGUGCAAUUUAGAUACUUUUAAGGCAUACAUAUGUGUGCGUAUUCACAUAUAUGUAUAUAUAUUUAAAUGAGAUUUGGAAUUUCAACUUAUAUACUGGUUUUACAAAGAAUUUUAUCCAAAGGACUUUUAUUUUCAUACUUGCUUGAAGUGCUUCUGUUUAAAGGCAGUUUUCUUUAUUAGACCAGCCCCCUCAAGCAAAGUUGGAAACCUAACACAAGUGCCCAUUUGCUUGAAUUAACCAGAUGUUGCUGUAAACUGUUUAUAGUAAGUCUUCAGUUGCUUGCGAACCAUGACAUUUUGACUUUUCUUCCAUACCUUUAGGGAAUCAGCCUUAAUUUAAAGUAUGGCAGUCACUUUCCUCAAAGUACUAUGCAGCAUACUUCAAAUGUUUAUUUAUCUUUAUAAAGUGAUCAGUAAUAAAUUUGAGGUUUUUCAGUGUCAUAGGGAUGAACAAUUUCACAUGUCCAGUUAUUGACUCAUACAGCAUUCUGUUAGAAAUGCUAAUAUGUUAUCCUCCCUCACAAAUGUCAUUUUGCAUUUGGAGCAGAUAUUUUUUUUCUUGUUGGUUGAAGAAUGAGUAUAGGCUGAAUGCAAUCAUAGUAGGUGCUUAAUAAAUAUUUAGUUGAUUAUUAAUCUAACAUCAAAGUAACAGCUUUCAGAAAGGAGACUGUUGUCAUCUUUUCAUUGAGGAGUAUAUUUUUAGAGUAAUAUAUGUUUGAAACUGAAAAAUUUUCUCAUUUGACAUGAAUUAUUAGGCUUAUUUAGGUUGGAGUUAGUAACGUGUAAUAAAAAUGCUGUUUAUGUAGAAAUGGUCUGAAGACAGGAGAUGUGAAAAGUUUAAGUAGUAUCUCUUUGUGCAAGGCACAUUCAUAAAUGUGAUUAAAUGUCUUAAUAGGCUGCUGAACUCUAGAGAGAACUGCUGUAGUCUUCUGCAAUCAUUGGUAUAUCUAGUAUUAUCUAGUAUAGGUACUGUUUAUUUCUCCCUAAAUCUUGGUUACUUUCCAGUGUCUUAAAAGUAGUCAUGGGCUUCCCUGGUGGCGCAGUGGUUGAGAGUCCGCCUGCCGAUGCAGGGGACACGGGUUCGUGCCCGGGUCUGGGAAGAUCCCAUAUGCCGCGGAGCGGCUGGGCCCGUGAGCCAUGGCCGCUGAGCCUGCACGUCCAGAGCCUGUGCUCCGCAAAGGGAGAGGCCACAACAGUGAGAGGCCCGCAUACCGGGGGGGGGGAAAAAAAAAGUAGUCAUGGUAAGGUAUGAAGUUAUAUUAAAUAACUUCUACUUGUUUUUUGAGAACAUGUUCAAAAUGAAGGAGAAAUUUUUAUGAAUAAUAUAGUCGUUUCAGAGUCUAUUAAUUUGUGGCUUUCAGAGCAUUUUUGACAGACUUUACCUAAUGCAAACAGAUUUAAACAGUUUAAAAACAAGCAUUCCAACCUGAGCUGUGAGAAGCAGCGUGUGCAGCACAAGCGUAUUUAGGCAUUGCCUCCUGGCGAGGUUCUUGAUGCAUGGCUAUGACGCUGGCUUCUGACUGAGGUCACCACUGUUGGUAUUGUAUUUUGGUGCUUGUUGUUCCUAGGAAAAUAAUGGAGUAUGUACUAGGUUAACUUGUUUUUUGAGUUGGACAAAAUAAAAGAUGAGGUAUUAUGAAUAUACCAAAUAUUUAUAUCCUCUACUACAAAAAAACUAAAAAAGGAGGAGGGGAAGAAAAUGAUAAAAGAGCAAUGAUCUUUUUUUUUUAAUAGCUUCUAAAAACCUUUUUUUCAAUCCACGUCUCUUGGACACUAGGUAGUUGCUUACUUUAACACUGAGGGACUUUAAGGGAUAGUUCUUAGCUACUAUAUUCUGCUAUUAGAAUCCGUUAUGUGUGUUAAUUUACAUUGCUUGAAGAUUCUCCAGAAAAUGGAGCAUUUAAGUAGGUUGCAAUCAGUGUUUUAAGAUUUUCUUUUAGGUUAUGGUUAAAUGGACAAGUUACAUGUAUGAUCUGUGGUGCAAGGUCAGAUCCUGGGCAUUAAAGAUAAGUUUGGCUAACUUAUUUUACUGAAGAUACUAAUUGUCUUCACUAUUAAACUAUUUUCCCCCAAUAUAACAGUCUGCAUUGAAUUUCCUUUAGCUCUAACCAUAUUCUAGUUGACGUUUUUUAAGGAUUAAAUAUUUUGUGAAUUCUUUUUACACUUAAAAUGUGUAAUUGCAGAGGCAUAAAAAUAAAUUUUGCAAUAACGUACAUACAGAGUGUGUUUACGGUGUUCUGAGAGUUAGUACUCCAGAGCGCUUUAAAUGUGAUGCUAAGUGCUAAGGCUGAUGUAAUGACUAUAGACGUCUGUAUCAGUGCUAUCCAGUAGAAAUAAAUGUGAGCCACAUAUGUAAUUUAAAAUUCUCUAGUAGCCACAUUAAAAAAAGAAACACAUAAAAUUAAUAUUUUAAUUAACCCAAUAUAUUAAAAAUGUUAUCUUUUAGGUAUGUAAUCAAUAUACAAAAUAGAGGUGUUUUACCUUCUUUUUUCUCCAUAGUAAGUCCUCAAAAUUCAGCGUGUAUUUUGCACUCAUGUGCAUCUCAGUUCUGACUAGCUACAUUUUAAAUACUCAAAAAGCCACUUGUGGAUGAGGGCUGCUAUACUGGACAGUGUAGAUUCAUAGAAUACAAAGUAUGGCUUUACUUUAAAUUGGAGGUGGUGAGGUAGGCAUGAAAUUAUGGUACUUUAAAAAUUAUUUAGUAUACUUAGAAAAGCAUCGAACAGAAUUGUCCACUCGUUUUUUUGUCUUCAUUUAAAAUUUUCUCUAGAAGUAGGGUCAACCAGUUUCAAUUUGCCAAGCAUUAUUUAAGAAGGAAGGAUUUCUGUGCAUGUAAAAUACCAUGAUAUGCUGAUUAUAACAACAUAUUAUUAACAACACAUUUUUCAAUGUGUUCACUAAAUUCUGUCCUGUUUCUUCAAAAUAAUAGCUUAAAUUGCAUGUUAAUUAUAUAUCUGUACCUAUUUUGUUUUUAUAUUAUUGUUAUAAUACAAUAAUAUGUAUUAACAAACAGCCCUCGGAUUCUAAUCUGCCUAUGCAGCUGUCCUCCAGUACUUACUGGUAUACAUAUUAAGUUGUAAUAAGUGGCAGAAAAGUAGAAUGAACUUUUUUUUCCCAUUAUAUUUGUUUUUAUCAUGUGACCAUGUACCAAGCCAGCUAUAAAUUAUUGUAUUUCUGUAGAAUAUGGAAAAUAGUGUUUAUGUCUUGUCUUUGCUAAAUGUUUGCAAUUUCUAAGUAAACUUUUCAUCUCCUAAAAUGAGUGUUAAGUGUGAUUUUAUUUUUACUUGUGGUGGUGUUUUAAACUCAACUUCAGUCUCCCAAUUUGUCCUGUUUAAUUGCUGUGAUAGUGGUAGUUGGGUGGAGGUGUGAACUGUUGUCUGUGUGAAGCCAAUGAUUUGAUUACCUACAUUUGUAAAAAGAAUUUAAACAUAUCACUUGUGUCUAGGACAUUAAAAAAAAAUGCCCAAAACAAAUUAGAGCGCAGUUGUC